Messenger RNA from Perca flavescens (yellow perch), 593 nucleotides. It is a transcript of the gene znf706, whose product is annotated as zinc finger protein 706. The transcript has 3 exons. The record is from RefSeq and is a predicted model, not a curated record. Lineage: Eukaryota; Metazoa; Chordata; Actinopteri; Perciformes; Percidae. The coding region runs from base 110 to 340 and encodes 76 amino acids.
AAUAGCUUUCAGCUGUCUGAGGUCUGAGAACUGAGCAGCUGUCACACUGUGUCUGCGCGCGCGUCCAGCAAACGACACGUACGGUUACUUGUGGAGAGGCUUGGCCAGAAUGGCACGCGGGCAUCAGAAGCUUCAGUCUCAGCAGAAAAACGCCAAGAAACAGGCGGAAAUGAAGAAGGCCAAAAGUCAUGAUCAAAAGACGGCAGCCAAGGCAGCGCUAGUGUUCACCUGCGCUGUGUGCAGGUCCCAGAUGCCCGACCCAAAAACCUUCAAGCAACACUUUGAGAGCAAGCACCCAAAAUCCCCUCUGCCCCCCGAGUUAGAGGGAGUGGAGGCAUAAACGCUCACCCUGGAUACCAAACCGAUUUCCUUCUAGGCCCUGCACCAACUCUGCACCAAUCUCAGUCGGACGGCAAUGGAUGAUUUGAUGUAACCAACAUGAAGUCUUUAUCUUCAUUUAGGCUUUAACAGGCCAGGUUGCCUUUAACACAAUGCUUCCUCCCAUCCAGUCCUCUUUUCGCUUGUGUUUAAAUACACACGGGCAAAAUUUAAAUGCCGGUUUUAAUUUCAGGGCCACUGAAGAACUGUAUAAA